Messenger RNA from Momordica charantia (bitter melon), 2929 nucleotides. RefSeq names its product putative E3 ubiquitin-protein ligase RHG1A. NCBI's taxonomy places the organism in Eukaryota, Viridiplantae, Streptophyta, Magnoliopsida, Cucurbitales, Cucurbitaceae. The record is from RefSeq and is a predicted model, not a curated record. Gene Ontology annotation, molecular function: ubiquitin protein ligase activity.
AAUGGGAACGGCCUGCCCUUGUGUCUGUGGACUGUUACUCUCUCUCCUUUUCUUCUGGGUUAAUUCUUAAAUUAAAGAUUACUGCCCUCUUUAAUCUCCAUUUCUUGGACAUGGUCUUUUGUCUACCUCACAUCCCCCACCUUUCCCUCACCCAUUACUCGGUGGGUUUUGUUAGCUCGCACUUUCAUCGAGGGGGCGAUUCACAAAGAUAAAGCUUUCUCCUUCACUUCCAUUUAGGGAUUACUUGUUGGGUUUUCAUCCGAGAUCGUUCUUCGUAGAUCGGACCCCCUUUUCUUUUCAAAAAAUUUCCAUCUGUUCGAUUCAAUCAAGUUUAUGUGACUUGGUUUGUUGUUUGGGAAACUUUGUUGACUUGGCUCAUUUUCGAUAGGGAAAUUUACAUUUUCUCUAAUGCAAGGGCAAAGGAGUAGUGUUGGUUCCUUGUCAGAAACCAUAAACUUUGAACAUGGAUCUUCAUCAAAUAAUCCUGGUAACCAGCCAGUUUACUGGAAUAACAUGUGGAAUCCGGCAGAAAACCGGAUACAAGAAUAUUUACUACCUACUUCUGAUAUAAAUACUGGAUAUGUGAGUUCUGUGAGCCAUGAGCAACGAAGUUUAAGUAGAUGGAAUUUGGGGGAACCUAGCUCUUGUGAUAUGCAAACCGAGGCGAUACCUGAUGAGCAGAAAGCUGAGCUUGGAUGGUCUUCAAUGACUCGUGAUGCAGAUGGUCCCGUUACGGAAAACCGACUCUGUGAACCAUCAAAUAAUCCUUCACUGGGUCAUGUGAAUCUGAGCCCACUGAUUAUACAAAAUUCCAAUUCUAAUGCUAUUCCUCAUAAUCUCAACUUAAAUGCAAGUUUUGCAAGUCAUGGAGGUGACAGUAGCAGAGUUAAUGAAGGUUCUAAUAUGUACAAAUCUAGUGGUCCGGAAGAAGGGAGUAUUUUAUGUUCCAGUGCAUCUGAUCCUCUUUUACUUCCUUCUGGAACUAGUGGACUUCCAGCUGCAAAUGAUGGUAGAGCAGGCUCUUCCUUGGAUGGUCGUCGUGCACCAUGUAAAAGAAAAGCUAUUGAAGGAAAUGUUGCGCAGUCCUCUUUAAGUGGAAGCAGUAACUACUCUCAGCAUAUUGAAAGUGGUGCUGAACCACCUCUUUCUGUUUUCUCCGGUCGCUACAACACAGGGAGUAGAUUAACCAUACCUGCUCCACCAGUGCGAGGGAAUCAAGCCCCUGUUCGAGGCGCAGGUGAACUGACUUCGAACAGCUUCUCUGAGCCGAUUGUUGCAGAAAGCUCAGAUGAUAGUUCUCAGAGAAAUUAUCGCAUAAGAAUAAGUUCAUCAAAUGCACAAGAGUCUUUUGCAUCAGCAGGAACUACUGUUAGGCAUCCUGGGGUCUCAUCUUCCCAGCUGCCAGCAAGACUUCUACCUGCUGAGCAUCUACUAGACUUGAGGCCGGCACCAGCUGUAGACAAUAUAUCUGCUCAAGGUCAGCCAAUUAUGAUACAUGUGCCUGCUUUACCCCGAAGCCUACAACCAUAUAGGUGGAAUGGGAGUUCUACUUCAAGAAGUGGUAGUUCAUCCAGCUCUGCAGGUGAGAGACAGGUGGUGCAACGUGAGGAGGUGAGAACAAGCAACAUAGGAAGAAAUGUAUCUGAACAUCCUAUGUUUGUUCCAGCAAAUGAGCUGAGGAAUUUGGUUCGAAAUCCAUCAAGUAGAGGUUUAACAUCUGCAAACUUGUCCAUUCCUGGAAAUGUUGCUUCUACAUCCAGGGUUGGUUCAAGUUCAGGGGUCCAUCCCCCAUCUGGACCUUGGAUGCCUCCUGAGAAUUCUCCAACGCAGUUUCCUAGGAGGUUAACAGAAUAUGUUCGUCGGCAGCUAUUUUCUUCUGCUACGAGUGAGUCUGGAGGCAGAACAAGUAAUUAUUCACGAUCAGGUUCUACCUCUGCCCAGGAUAUGGUUCUUUCAUCUGGAUCUGGCCGCCGGGGGCACCAUUUAUUGCAACCGAGGUCUACAUUAUGGAUGGAAAGAAGAGGCGACAGUGGACUUGGUCUUCCCUAUUCAUUACGAGCCUUGGGUGCUUCUAGUGAAGGAAGUGACAAUAAUAGACUUGUAUCUGAGCAGAUACGCAAUGUCUUGGGCCUUGUACGCAGGGGUGAAAGCUUACGAGUUGAGGAUGUGAUGAUCCUCGACCAGUCGCUAUUUUUUGGGAUGGCUGAUAUUUAUGAUAGGCACAGGGAUAUGCGUCUCGACGUUGAUAACAUGUCGUAUGAGGAAUUGUUGGCUUUGGAAGAACGUAUCGGAAAUGUCAACACCGGACUAAGUGAAGAGGCGAUUGUUGCUCGUCUGAAACAGAAGAAGCAUGUCAAUGCUGUUGAAUCGCAGGUGGAGGAAGAACCAUGCUGUGUUUGCCAGGAGGAAUACAUGGAAGGAGAAGACAUCGGAACGCUGGAAUGCGGGCACGACUUCCACACGGAUUGUAUUAGGCAGUGGCUGAUGCAAAAGAAUCUGUGUCCGAUCUGUAAAACGACUGGUUUGGCAACCUGAGAAGGAAUGGUUGUUAUGUAGGAGAUGCAGACCUGGUUGGAGUUGCUAAAGCAACAAAACGAGGGAUGGGGAUGCCCCAAAGGGAAGGAGGAUGGUGUGUUGGAUGGCAAAUGUUCUCACCUUUGGUCCCAGAAAUGAAGAGCCACAUCGAAGUUCUCUACAUACAUUUACAAGUAGUAAAAUUUUAAUAUAUGCAAGCAAUCAUUUUUUUGGUUUUUUCUUUUAAUUUUAUUUUGGAAGAAAUGAAAUUCAAGGUUCUAAUUGGCAAGGAAGAAGAACUGUUAGCUUUAAGGUUAUAUGAUGGUGAAACUAAUUAAUGUUUACUCCCAUUGACAUUACUUUAGAGAUUGUUGGUCUUAAAUCUUAAUAUAUCAUGGCAUCGGAUAUUUCCAUA